Echinostoma caproni is the source of this 563-nucleotide messenger RNA. The record is from the annotation of a GenBank genome assembly. Lineage: Eukaryota; Metazoa; Platyhelminthes; Trematoda; Plagiorchiida; Echinostomatidae.
AAGGAAAUACAUUGACAGCCUCUGCCUUGUUACCUCCACGCGGUCGCGACCCGUGCGUGGGUGGCGUGACCAGUUCCCUUUCGUUGCACGAUCACCCAAGCUGCGACGUGACCUUAGAAAGUGGUUAUGGUGGUAGCGAUACGUCUUUCAGUUCUGUCACUUCCUGUGGUAUCUCAAGUCGUCCAUGUGAUCUACUGGACCGCACACUUCCGUCCGAACCGGAUUGUAAACGGCCACGAUGCGAAGUUCAAGAACAAACCACAAAUACCAUUACAACCACGUCCACUGGGAUCACCACACAACUCGCUGUUGCUCUGCCCCAAUCCAAGACCGGACACAGCAAAGAGGUAUCACCCGAAGAUGACGGUGAGAUUGAUAGACGUCCAUUCAAAUCUAAGCUGGAGGAGUUACUAGCCGAGUGUCGUCGCUCAGAUUUCGCCAUCUCUGCCCUCGAUCGGUCUCCAAUAGAUCGAAUGAUGGAAGCAACCGAUUACAUCGUGGGUAUCAUGGCUUACGAACAAAUUCGUGAGACAAAAGUAAGCCCUCAUUGUUUGAAAUUGUGA